Gossypium raimondii (Peruvian cotton) is the source of this 895-nucleotide messenger RNA. Its product is annotated as ankyrin repeat-containing protein BDA1. The transcript is spliced from 2 exons. Gene Ontology annotation, molecular function: protein binding. Bases 158 to 766 code for a protein of 202 amino acids. The record is from RefSeq and is a predicted model, not a curated record. NCBI's taxonomy places the organism in Eukaryota, Viridiplantae, Streptophyta, Magnoliopsida, Malvales, Malvaceae.
UCUUGAAGAACUUAACUUAUACACGCAAAUCAAAAUGUAAGUUAGAUUUUUCAAGACUGGGCAAACUUUUAGCAACAUCUUCCUCAAUAUAAGUAGGCCAAAGCUGGUUUCAAGUCUUCAUCCAUUUUGGUAUCUGAUUGUUCUUUGAUUCUUGGAAAUGGAUGAAAGGUUAAAGAGAGCAGCUGAAACAGGAAACAUCGAUGCCUUGUAUUCAUUCAUCCACCACGAUGCCAAUGUUUUCAAGCGUAUAGAUGAGAUGGAGUUUGUGGAUACGCCAUUACACGAUGCUGCAGUUGCGGGCAAUACCGGUUUUGCAAUGGAGAUGAUGAACUUGAAGCCAUCGUUUGCCAGGAAACUGAACCAGGAUGGGUUUUCCCCCCUUCAUCUAGCCUUGCUUACUGGAAAACCAGAAAUGGUGGUUGAUUUUUUAUCGGUUGGUAAAGAUCUUAUUCGUGUUAAAGGAAAGGGGGGUUUCACUGUUCUUCAUCAUGUUGCUUUGGAUGAAAAUUAUGCUCAUCUCUUGCGUCGGUUGUUGAAUGUUUGUCCCGAUUGUAUCUUUGAUUUGACAGUUGAGAGACAAACUGCUUUGCAUAUAGCUGCAGAGAAAAACAAAUUGGAAGCAUUUAAAGCGAUGUUGGAAUGGAUUCAAAGUGCGUUUGAAGACGAUAAGUGUAAGAGAAGUAAAAUAUUGAACUAUCAGGAUAAGGAUGGCAACACUGUACUGCACUUAGCUGCAUCAAUUAACCACCCCCAGUAUGUAGGGUAAUGCUCGAAUGUAGGGGAUUGUUUAAAACGCAAUGCAUUUUUGUGAAUUAUUUGCGGAAUUUUAAAUGAAGCAGAUGAUCAAACUGUUGAUAGAAUGUGAGGAAGUGGAUAAGAACAAGAUCAAUGACCG